CUUCAAUCACUGCCCAAAGUUGGUAAACAGCACUGGCUGACCUCAUGGUGUAUGCAAGCUUCAUCAGUGAAGGAGACGAGGCUUAGUGCGGAACAACAGUGAAUUUCGCAAAUCCAGGUGGAGAACCAUCAUGGCGGGGGACAUGAUGAUGCUGGUGCGUGGCCUGGCCAAGCUGAGUCAGGCGGUGAUUGAGACGCAGGCCAGCAUGAUGCGCAACGGCGGUGCCCAGGCCUUCGCCCAGGGCAUGCAGAUGAACGCCGAGCAGGGCAUGGGCGUGGCCAUGCAGAAAUUGCAGGAAUUUGGCGGUCAACAGCAGAACAUGUCAGACUUAGGUUCCGAAAUGGACACAGAAUACAACUUCACUGGCGCCGAAGAGGGCAUGGAAGGUUCCGGGCAGAGAGGCAUGGAGGACGAGUUCAGUCACCACACAGGCUCGGCAGCGGAAGAGCCGGCGCGGACGUACGGCCAGGCACCGGGAGCAAAGUCCAAACUGUUCGAGGGCUACAAGGACCCCAGCAGUCAGUUCUCGGGGCAGAUCCGCUCCUACCACCAGGACCACACGUCCGUGGGCGGCUUGACGGCCGAAGACAUUCAGAAGGCCAGAGAGGCCAAACGGAAUGAGGGGAAACCCCACAAGCAGAUGCUCAGCGAGAGGGCAAGAGAGCGCAAAGUCCCCGUCACGCGGUUAGGAAGACUGGCCAAUUUUGGAGGCCUUGCUGUUGGUCUGGGCAUCGGAGCACUGGCUGAUUUGGCCAAGAAGAGUAUGCGAAGUGAAGAAAAAAAUGGGAACAAGAAGUCAGUGCUGGACUCCAGCCCGUUCUUAUCGGAGGCCAACGCCGAGCGCAUCGUCCGGACCCUGUGUAAGGUGCGCGGCGCCGCCCUCAAGCUGGGCCAGAUGCUCAGCAUCCAAGAUGACGCCUUCAUAAACCCACAGCUGGCUAAGAUCUUCGAGCGUGUUCGCCAGAGCGCCGACUUCAUGCCAAUCAAGCAAAUGACGAAAGCCCUGAACAACGACCUCGGGCCCAACUGGAGGGACAAGCUGGAGUCGUUUGAGGAUCGCCCCUUUGCCGCAGCCUCCAUUGGGCAGGUGCACCUGGCCAAGCUGAAGGACGGCCGAGAGGUGGCCAUGAAGAUCCAGUACCCUGGAGUGGCACAGAGCAUCGACAGCGACGUCAAUAACAUGAUGACGCUCCUCAGUAUGAGCAACGCUCUACCUGAAGGUUUGUUCCCUGAGCACUUGAUUGAUGUUAUGAGACGUGAGCUGGCGCUGGAGUGCGAUUACAUAAGGGAGGCCAAAUGUUCCAAAAAAUUCAAGGAACUGCUGAAGGAUCAGCCCUUCUUCUACGUGCCUAACGUGGUGGACGAGCUGAGUGGCCGUCACGUACUCACCACUGAGCUGGUGCCUGGCUUCCCACUUGACCAGGCCGAGAACCUCCCUCAGGAGCUCAAGAACGAGAUCUGUGAGAACAUCUUAAACCUUUGUCUUCGGGAGCUGUUUGAGUUCAGGUACAUGCAGACAGAUCCCAACUGGUCAAACUUCUUCUACGAUCCACAGACACACACGGUUGCGUUACUGGACUUUGGUGCAACGAGAGGCUUUGACCAGAAUUUCACUGACGCGUAUAUCGAGAUUAUCAAAGCAGCAGCCGAUGGGAACAGAGAGGGUGUGCUGUCGAAGUCCAUAGACAUGAAGUUCCUCACAGGUUACGAGUCAAAGGCCAUGAUUAACGCCCACGUGGACGCGGUGAUGAUCCUGGGGGAGGCCUUCGCCUCCGAAGAGCCGUUCAACUUCGGCGCGCAGAGCACCACCGAGCGCAUCCACAACCUGAUCCCGGUCAUGCUGAAGCAGCGACUGACCCCGCCGCCCGAGGAGACCUACUCUCUGCACCGCAAGAUGGGCGGCUCCUUCCUCAUCUGCUCUCGCCUCGACGCCAAGCUGUCCUGCAAGGACAUGUUCAACAACAUCUACAGCAACUACUGGGCCCAGCGCCAGAAGGGACCAAGCCAGUGACCGCCGGCAGCGACAGUGAGGCAGACCAAUCUUCACAAAGCGCCACGACGUGUGAGCGACUCCCAUCCCAAGAGGGAAGACUGGUUCGGGGGUUGAAUGCUGUUGGACCCGCCGAAGAGGGUUGGUUGUGAAUUGAAUGUAUAGAGAUGACACUUUCUUGUUUCUUUUUUUUUUUUUCCUAGGCUCCCUUAAUCAUUAUCUUUUUUUGUUUUAUCUUUUGUGUGUGUGUGUGUGUGUGUGUUUGCGGUGACGUUUGGGAGCAGCACAUUAUGCUCUGCGGUGCAGGUCAACGUUUUGACACCUCGUUGUGUGAUUGGACGAAGUGUGGUAAUGAAAGGGUGUUCGGAAUUUGAAUCGACGUGCCUAUAAGCGAAAGGUCACGCUUUCACAGAUGUUGAUUGAUUGGGGUGGGGGAAUGUUUGAACACUUUCAAAGAGUAAAAAUCCCCAUACGUAUCAAUAUGGACCUCGAGCUGGUAUUUCCAGCUUUCGUUUUUUGUCACAGUUUGGUUUUCUUAUGAGGACGGACCGUAAAGCUCAUUUGACUCAUGAGAGGGGGAAUAUUGUUCCGUCUCUCCUUAUUUACUGAAAUCUGUGCACAAAGAAAGUGUUUGUAGGAGUAAUGGUCAAGUUCUCUGUGGAGAAAGAGACAGAGAGGCCUAUCACAGUUCCUAAUGAAACGUACACCCUCCCUUUCCAGCUUGUGUGAGUGCAACCUCCUUUUCUGCACCAAACGGCCAAACUCUGACAUUUCUGUGCAUUCUCUCAGAGUAACGGAAAGGGAAAGAUAAAAGAUGGUGCAGGAGGGAGUAGGGGUAUCUUUUCUACCAGUGUCUGACUUCCCUUUUUGAAACAACCUUUGUUUUUUACGUUAAUGGCGUUCUUUAGCACAGAUCUGAAAAGAGAUGUGAAUCCCAUGGCUGUCCACGUGUCUCCUGCAGGUGAAAGAUACCCCUGUGUACUCCAGAGUAUAACAGACUUCCUUCAGGUGUAUUUGUUCUGAUCUUCUUUGUUUUGUUUGUUUGUUUUUUGAAAUUGUUAUGUAAUGGCAAACACUACUGUACCAAGCAUCAGCAACCAAUGUGCUUGUUUUGCGUGUUUGAUUUAUGUAACCAAUGAGAAACCUGUUUGUAAGUAGUCAUGAAAUAUAACGACAAAAGGUAAAACAACAAAACUGGCUGUUGAAUUGUCCACUCUAAUGUUCGAGGUGAGAUAUAAAAAUAUAUGUGCCUGCAGAAGUUUUGGUCACUGUGACUAAAUACACAUAAGGAAAUUGUGGGCAAGAAUGGUUUUUAAUUUUCUUACAGCGUUGAUGGCAUUCUUACAAAGCAUUGUGAGAAAUUAUAUUAAACCUUUGCAUUGAAACACC
Messenger RNA from Clupea harengus (Atlantic herring), 3379 nucleotides. It is a transcript of the gene coq8aa, whose product is annotated as coenzyme Q8A, genome duplicate a. Gene Ontology annotation, biological process: ubiquinone biosynthetic process. NCBI's taxonomy places the organism in Eukaryota, Metazoa, Chordata, Actinopteri, Clupeiformes, Clupeidae. The record is from RefSeq and is a predicted model, not a curated record.